AUGCAACAGCCUCAGAGCCCUGGAAAUGCAGGAAAGCUCUUGCUAAGUCAUUGUCCUCUGCCACCAUCUAUCCUGGUGGCAGCAGGAAGAACCAGCUUAAUUCUCCAGGGCUUUCCCUUGUUCCACCUCUCCAGCUGCCUGUCUCCAGUCCCAGUGUGUGUAACAGGAGUGAUUGCCUGUCUGAGUGGUCUGAAGGGUGUUUUAAAUCAGACUUUGCCUCUGCAGGUCCACAAGUUUCUCAGUAAAAACCGUGACCAGCUGCGGCCAGAGGUGCUGGAUAUCUUCUCCCAGAGCCGCCUCAAGGUGGUGUCUCACAUUUUCCAGAGGGCUAAAGCUGCCUAUGGUCAGCAAAGGGAGUUGUGGGGCAGGGGCAAAGGGCUCAGGCCUCAGGCCUCCACACUGGUGUCCAAAUUCCAGCAGUCUUUGGAGGACCUCACAGCCAAGCUGAGAGGGAGCCAUGCCUUCUUCAUCCGGUGCAUCACCCCUAAUCCCAGGAAGGUAGGGCAGCACCCUCAGCUCCUUAUGGAGUCCCUCAGUUCCUUCAUUUGUCUUCAACAGCUUUCCUUGCACAGCCGGGAUUUAAACUUUGUUUCAUUUGAUAGCUGGAGACUUUUCUUCCCUGUUCUGUGUGCCACCCUUCCCUGUGGCCAUCUGUCAAAUAUCUUUGAUGUGGAGUACGUCAGCAGCCAGCUGCGGCAUUCCGGGAUCCUGGAGGCCAUCCACAUUCGGAAGGAGGGAUACCCAGUCCGUCUGCCAUUCCAGAGCUUCCUGGCCAGGUACGGGUUCCUGGCUGGGAGCAGGCCCAGCAGCGUGGAGCAGAGGGAAGGCUGUGCAGCAGUGCUGGCUCGCGUGGUGGGGAGCCCCUCGGAUCUCUAUCAGAUUGGAGUGACAAAGAACUAA
Molecule: messenger RNA, 900 nt
Organism: Cyanistes caeruleus (blue tit)
Lineage: Eukaryota; Metazoa; Chordata; Aves; Passeriformes; Paridae
Source: RefSeq, a predicted model, not a curated record